UGAUUUAAAUAUAUAUUGAUUUGUGCCUGUUGCUGCACAAGAGUAACAAGAAGUCAACAGAUGCCAGUCCCCAAGAAGUUAACAAUCUAACAUUUGACACAAAGGCGAAUAUGCAGCCAGGAAGAUUAUGCCGACACGUCUAUGUUAAUAUUAAAAGGGGGUUGGCAUAAAUCCUGGCGAUUCCCAACUCCGGUUAAAACCCUCCGUGGGCCUGAAUCUGCAGCCCUAGUGAAGACAACUCCACUCCUAUCCAGGGGUCAACUGGUUUAGUCCACAAGCAGCAAUCCUGACGCCGGCCAACGGAGUUCCCCCUGAGGGUCUUGGUCUCUCCCUGCCCGGCGGUGCAGCGAACCCCUUCCCCAGCCGCGGUGCUUCCCUCGUUACGUCAGUCCAGGAGGCGCCGGGGAGUGCGGGCUGGCGGGCGGGCAGGGCGAAAGGCUUUGCUGGCCGGCUGCCUGGUGGCAGGCCAAUGGGGGAGGCGCGAGCCCGACUCGGUUGCGAAGUGCUUUUGGCAACAGGCUUGGUGGCUGGUCCGGUCGGGCCACUCGCCGCUCCUCUCGGCGGUUAUGUAACGCAGCGCGAAAGGAGGGCCGGAGAAGAAGCUCCCUUCCAGCCGAGCGGGCGUUGCACGGCAGCAGCAGCAGCAGCAGCCCACCUUGCCUUUCCUUCGCCGGGCCCCGCAGUAGCCGCGCUGCAAUGAGCCCCGAGGACCCGCCGCCUGCCCUGCCCGGGAACCUCAACGAGCUGCCAGACGAGGCGCCCGUGGUGAAAGCUGCCGUGGCGGAACUCCGGCGCCGAGCCGAGGAAGAGGCCCUCCAGCCGUGGCCGCUGGCCCUCUCGGACGCCUUCCUGGUGCGCUUCUUGCGAGCUCGAGACUUCUAUCUGGACCAAGCCUGGAAGUUGUUGAAGAACUAUAAUACUUGGAAAACUGAAUGCCCAGAAUUAAGUGCAGAUCUACGGCCUUCCUCUGUUCUUGGUCUACUGAAUGCUGGUUACCAUGCAGUUCUGAGAGAGAGGGAUCCAGCAGGGAGUAAAGUUAUCAUUUACAGAAUUGCACAAUGGGACCCAAAAAUGUUUACAGCGUUUGAUGUGUUUCGUGUAAGUCUUAUCACAUCUGAACUUAUUGUAAGAGAAAUAGAGACACAACGGAAUGGAGUCAAAGUUAUAUUUGACCUCCAAGGAUGGAGGUUUGCUCAUGCAUUCCAGAUCUCUCCAGGAGUGGCCAAGAGGAUCGCUGCUGUGCUCACAGAUUCCUUUCCACUAAAAGUUCGUGGCAUCCACUUGAUUAAUGAGCCUUUAUUCUUCCAUCCAGUCUUUGCUAUAAUUAAGCCUUUUCUUUCUGAAAAAAUCACGGCACGGGUCCACAUGCAUGGGAGUAACUAUUUACAGAUUCUCCAACACCACUUCCCCAGGAUUCUCCCAAGUGAAUAUGGUGGUGAGGCAGUUUCUAUGGAAGAGCUCUCUCAGGAGUGGACUGACUACAUAACAGAAUGUGCAGGUUAUCUUCAGAGCAUUUCUCAGCAUCCAUAGAAGCCAACCAUUUCUGCAGGGAACACAGUAAUUUGAUAUUAACCUAAGAAAAUAACAAUUAUCCUAUUUUCAAGUCCAGUAAUAAAGAACAAUUAACAAUUAUUAUGCUCAGUGGUAGACCAUCUGCUUGGGAAGCAGAAGGUCCCAGGUUCAAUCCCUGGCAUCUCCAAAAAAGGGUCCAGGCAAAUAGGCGUGAAAAACCUCAGCUUGAGACCCUGGAGAGCCGCUGCCAGUCUGAGAAGACAAUACUGACUUUGAUGGACCAAGGGUCUGAUUCAGUAGAAGGCAGCUUCAUAUGUUCAUAUUACUGGACUUGAUCUAAAGGUAGUUUCUGGGUGAUAAAAAUGUGAAUUGGCACAGAUUCUACAAAAGUUAGUGAAGCAAAAAAAAAAAAUACAAUAGACUCAACCACCAAAUGUGAAACUAGUUUUGGACCAGUAUCAAGUGUUUUGAGAUCAGAAUAAUGUUGCUAGAGAAGUACCCUGUUUGCUGCAUUCUUGUUUUAAUGUGAAGAAGAGUACAAGUGAAUCUAUACAUUGCAGCUAGUAGGCACAUAUAUUUUUAUAGAAGUCUCAAAGUAAUUUGUAAAAGACUAAUUACAACCAAUUCUUGCUCAUGUGAGCAAAAAUUCUACUUUGUGAGCUACUGCAUAAAUUACUUUGUUCUGGGGCCAUAUUUGCUGAGCUCUAAGACAAAUAUGUAUGAGCCAGAGGCUAAAAAACUGUGAGCUGGCUCACACUAACUCAGCUUAGAAGGAACACUGAUUUACCAACUUGUGGGCUAAAACAAUAAAAACUGCCUAUGCUAGAUCAGACCAAAGGCCCAUCUAAUUCUCUAUGGCGAAAAAAGUCCCACUUGAAAAGCUUACAAGCACAGCAGGACAGAGAGAGCCAUUACCUGUUGCUUGCCCAUAGUACCCAAUAUUAGAGUAUACUGCCUUUGAAUAAUAGCCAUUGAUACAUCUGUACUCCAUUAAAUUGUCUGAUUCUUUUAAAAGCAAUCUAGACUAUAGCUGAUUUUGUAAACAAAGUCUCUAUGUGCCUGUGCACUUUACUUACUUUUAUCAGUCCUGAACUUACUGGACAGGAGUACUGGAAAGCAAUUAAACUUUUU
Heteronotia binoei (common prickly gecko) is the source of this 2643-nucleotide messenger RNA. RefSeq names its product alpha tocopherol transfer protein (gene TTPA). Gene Ontology annotation, cellular component: membrane. The record is from RefSeq and is a predicted model, not a curated record. Gene Ontology annotation, molecular function: phosphatidylinositol bisphosphate binding. The transcript is spliced from 5 exons. The coding region runs from base 697 to 1530 and encodes 277 amino acids. Lineage: Eukaryota; Metazoa; Chordata; Lepidosauria; Squamata; Gekkonidae.